This is a messenger RNA of Aplysia californica (California sea hare), 6223 nucleotides long. RefSeq lists its product as uncharacterized. Gene Ontology annotation, molecular function: cell-cell adhesion mediator activity. The record is from RefSeq and is a predicted model, not a curated record. Lineage: Eukaryota; Metazoa; Mollusca; Gastropoda; Aplysiida; Aplysiidae. The coding region runs from base 95 to 3232 and encodes 1045 amino acids. Gene Ontology annotation, cellular component: axon; plasma membrane. Gene Ontology annotation, biological process: axon guidance; homophilic cell-cell adhesion; dendrite self-avoidance. The transcript is spliced from 16 exons.
UUCAAAUGUUGUGGCCAAACCCCCUGGAACUCCUUACAUCUCUAAGGAACUGCACAGUGUUUACUACAUUAUCAAAAACAAACCAACCAAGGUCAUGUGCGAAGCAUACAAUGUGGAUUACAUCACUUUCUCCUGUGGUAUGGAAAAUAUUGAAGUGAAAGCCACUCGUGAAAGAGCUGAAGAAUUUGUCCAGCUGGAUGGCUCCAUUGUGAUGCAGAAUGUUGUGGAAGCUUUCAUUACGCUGCGAAGAGAUCGUAUUGAAAAGUACGAUGAUGGACAAGACUACUGGUGUCAAUGUUAUGCUCACUAUUCUGUUCCGGGGAUGGAAGAUAAGCAGAUUUUGUCCAGCCAAAAAGGAUACGUUGAAAUUGCUUUCAUCAGGAAGAACUUCCAGAAAUCCCCUCAAAACCAGUUCGUAAAGCAAGGAGAGUUUUUGUCCAUUGAAUGCCGUCCCCCUAUUGGAAAUCCUCAGCCUAAGGUGUCAUGGCUGAAGAAUGGUGAACCUGUUGAGGCUCUCAAUGUGUUGCCUAACGGAGCCCUUAUCUUUGAGUCUGCUCAGCCAGAGGAUGGAGGAAAUUAUCAGUGCGUUGCUCAAAACGAGGCUGGCAGGAGAUCAAGCGAAAGAAUUUUGGUUGAAGUUGAAGCGAUGGAGGGAGCAGUCGUUGUUGGUGGUGGUGGUGUUGAUACAGAAGAAGGACUUGGAGGAGAGGAGGUAGAAGGAGAAAUUGUUGAAGGGACAAUUGUAGAUGGAGAUGAGGUUAUUGUGACUGGUGAACCUGAAGGAGAGGCGGAGGAUAAGCAAGAAGGAGAGGGUGUUGUUAUUGUAGGAGAAAGUGAGCCGACAGGAGAACCUGAUAGUGAUAAGACAGGAGAAGAGUUUGUUGUAGCAGAGGGUGAACCUACCGGAGAACCCGAUAGUGAUGAGACAGGAGGAGAGGUUGUAGUUGAAGAAGGUGAACCUGAAGGAGAAACUAGUGAAGAUCAAACAGGAGAAGCAGUAGUUGUCGGAGAAGGAGGUGACCCCGAGGGAGAGGCUGAAGAUAAACAGGAAGGAGAGGAUGUUGUUGUAGUAGGAGAAGUUGAACCAACGGGAGAGCCUGAUGAUGGUCAGAAAGGAGAAGGGGUUGUUGUAGUUGCAGAAGGUGAGCCCACAGGAGAAACUCAAGAUGGAGGAGAAGGUUAUGCGGAAGAGACCACAGAGGAAGAGGGAGAGGCAGAAGAAAAUCAGGAGGGAGUAAUUGUAGUGGCUGGAGGAAUACCAGAAGGCGAGGAUGUAGAACCUGAGGAAGGAAAAGGAGAAGAUCAAAUGGGAGCAGGAGAAGCUGAGGGAGUAAUGGAUGGAGAAAAGGAAGAGGGUACACAGGGUGAAAGAAAAAGCGAAACUGUAGAUGAAGAAGAAUAUGUAACACAGGUUGUUCCUGAAAUUGAAGUUCCCAGCACCCCUGAAGACGAUAGUGUUUCUGAAGUAGAAGUUGGCGCUACCCCUGAGGAAGAUAGUACCCCUGCAAAUGAAGUUGUCAUUUCUUUUGAAGAUGAUAGUGAUCCUGAAAAGGAAAUUGUCAUAUCUGUAGAAGACAAUAGUACUCCUGAAGGUGAAGUAGACAUUUCUGAUGAAGAUAAUAGUGAUCCUGAAAGUGAAGUUGUCAUAGCUGAAGAAGAUCACAGUGAUCCUGAAAGUGAAGUUGUCAUAGCUGAAGAAGAUCACAGUGAUCCUGAAAGUGAAGUUGUCAUAGCUGAAGAAGAUCACAGUGAUCCUGAAAGUGAAGUUGUCAUAGCUGAAGAAGAUCACAGUGAUCCUGAGAGUGAAGUUGUCAUAGCUGAAGAAGAUCAUAGUGAUCCUGAAAGUGAAGUUGUCAUAGCUGAAGAAGAUAACAAUGAUCCUAAAAAUGAGGUUGGCAUUUCUGUUAAAGAAGAUAGUACUCCCGAAAGUGAAGUAGGCAUUUCUGUAGAAGACAAUACUACUUUUCAAAGUGAAGUAGGCAUUUCUGUUGAAGAUAAUACUGAUCCUGAAAAUGAAGUUGGCAUUUCUGCUAAAGACAAUAGUGCUCCUGAAAGUGAAGCUGGUGCCUCUGUUGAAGAUGAUAGUGCCCCCGAAAAUGAAGUUGGCACUACCACUGAAGAAGGGACACAGAGUGAAAAGGGAGAGGAAGAAGAGGAGGAUGACAUUGGCUUUGAGACAGUAGUUGUGUAUGAAGGAGACUAUAGAGACACAUUAGAAAAAGAGCCAGUUGAGGAAGUUCCGAAAGGUGAGGUAGACAUGGACCAAAUAGGUGGAGCAACUGGUGAUAAAACAUGCAUGGCCAUGCUCAACACCUGCCAGAAGGUUCUACCCCCUAACACCGAUGCCACUGUUGUGUGCAAGAAAUUCGAUGAAUAUAAGGAGUGCACUGAUCGUUUUAUGAAGGCUUGCACAGGAAUUCUUAGUGAAGAAUCAAUGAAUGCAGUGAAGAUGGCAAGGAUGAACGUGGAACAGAAUUGCAUGGCAAUAACUUCUCAGUGCCCCAAGCUUGAGCAAUGCAAAUUGAUCUACUCCAAUGUUUUGGAUGACUCCGCUGGCUCAAGCGGUCUCCCUGUCCAGUCAUUCUGCAUGGAUAUUGAUUCGUUCCUGCGAUGUGUCGACCAAACUCUGCUGGACUGCAAUGUGUCAAUGACUUCUCCUGGUGACAUGAAGCCAAGUCUGUCAAGCAUUGGAACGUGGUUUGAAGAGUAUUGUGAUGGCUUGAUCAUGGGCAGCAACUCCAUUGCUUCUUGUGAUCAGAUUGUCAGCUGUGAUCUCAAAUUUACUCAGGUUGCUGGUGAUAACUCCACAUACUGGUGCAGAAUGAUGGAUUCUCUCCUGCAAUGCACAGAAAAUGCUGUUGAUACCUGUGGACUGGAUGAGUUGAGGGAUGACCUUACUUACCUGCAUGAUCAAGCUAAACAGUUUUCCUGUGGAGAACAUAUGGGCACAGGCACUGAUUAUAACCCAGAGGAACCAGCUGUAGGUGAACCGGAGGUUGAUACCGAACCGGAGGCUAAUGGAAGUAAGGAUGGAGGUAACGACUACGGUGGUCAGCCUGAUGCAGAGACAGAUGGUGCUGACCCAGAGGGUGACGAUAAAGAGAUGGAGGAGGGAGAAACUGGCUCUGUCUCGGAUCCUGACAAAGAAAAUGGAGCUACCUCUAUGAGCAAGUCUGCCAUAUUGGCUAUUUUCAUGCAGCUGAUCCUGGCCACCUUAUUGUCAUGGAGAUAGAGAGCCAUAGUUAUUCAAGUGGUCAGCGUUUUGUUUUUGUUUUUGGGUUGUUUUUUUUAUUCUUCAAUCCCUUGAAAGGUUGAGAGAGCAAAUGACAUAGGCGAAAGAGUAAAUGAUCAUCUAACAUCCCUUAGUUUGGAUCCGUUGAGGUGUUGUUCUCAGUUUUUCGGAGUUUAUUUGUUCGUCCUGUUGUACCUUUCCCUUUUGUUUUCUUUUGAAUUUCUAACAGCUGAGUGCCUUGGUCACGUGACAACGUGUUAUGUGUAUGAUGCCAAAAGAGACAGUGACAGUUGAAACACCUGCGUUCAGAAAGAUUAAAUAAUAAUGUAUAGCUUAUCGUUUUGUUCAACAUUGAUUAGAUCAAUGCUGAUGGUAAGUCAUAAGAGAUGGGAGGAAGUCACGUUGGUAAGUUCUGAGGAAUGUUAUCCCAAUGAUGAACUGCCAAGAUUUUAGAGGUUUUGAUUUUUACUGACAGAUUUUAAUUCUGUUACAAAUCAGACUUUCAUAUGUUAUGUAUGUGAAAUGCAACUGCCUAAUACCGUAAUUUGUGGAAAAAAAGAACCGUCAUAGAGUGAAUGAGAUACAUUAUCAAAAGAUGAGUACCAGUAUUGUACCCGAUAAAUUGUUGCCUCUAGUGUUUAUUUGUUUUCUGAAGUUUUGUAUUUAGAAGGGACUACGUCGUUAUAUGUGUGUGUAUGCUCACGAGUGGAUGAAACGGAGGAAAAGAGACUGCUUGUGUAUUUGUACAUGACUGAGUUUGUUAAUGAGAAUAUGUAAAGAGAGAGAGGAAUACAAAAAGAGAGAGAGAGAGAGUGGGUUCAUGUGUGCUUAUGUAUGUGUAUGCAAGUUUUUCUGACUAUGCGUGUACGUUAGUGUCUGGUUGUACCUGUUCAGGCAUUUGCAUAUAUAUAUGUUUUGUAACCUGACAAGAGAUGCUUCUAGUCUUCUUUAUUCUACACAGAUUUUGAUGGCUGGUUGAAUUGUACGAUCUAUGAUUUUUGUUGUGUAGCAGAGUACAAGCUAUAUAUGUCAGUGAUAUGGCUUGUUCUAGACUUAGCGGAGUUUGAUAUCGUCCAUUCUUCAUACUGACAAACUCUUCAAUUUUAAAGGGCAUAGUGUGAUUAUCCGAAUAGAACAGUGAGUUUGUUGUUUGAAUUGGGUUUCUUCUUUUCAGUUGGUUGUAUACUGUGAAUCAAAUCUCAUAAUAUAUACUGUGUGGAGCGUCAGUUGUUUUCUUGUAUAUAAGCAUUUCAUUCAUCUUGACAUUAUUGAUGUCUCCAAUCUAUCAUCAAAUGACAAAAAAAAAUUCAAAAUCUCAACCCAAAAAUUAUGUGUGAUUCUUAACUCUCUUUCACUGCAAAAUUUUUUUGGGUGAAGAAAAAGAAGAUAGCAAAGACUGUUAAAACUCAACUCAUACUGUGCCUUUAAGUUUUGAAUUCAUCUUUUUUUUUUCCCCAGUAUAAAAUGACAACCAAUUUGUCUCUGUCUGUAUACAGGUGUCUUAUUUUGGAUUUUGUUUCCCCCUCAGUAAUUUUACUUACCUUUAAAAUAAUUUUUUUAAAGAAUAUAACAAUGUUGAUCUUUAUUUAAGUAGAAAGUCUUUUUACAUUGAAAAUAAACACUGUCUAAGCUUCAGCAUUGUUCCUGUUUGAAUUGCCUUAAAACUUAUGCACUCAAUUGUCCUCCCUUCUUCUCGUAAGAUUGUAGUGUUGAUCUUGCAAUGUGUUCGAAUGAAUGUUGGCUCUCUCAUAAUCUUUUACAAGGAAAGAGAGAAGAGUAACAUAAAGUGGCGGACUCUGAUGAAGAUCUUUGUGCAUGCGCAUUAAUUCAAAGUAUUUUUCUUCAUUUUGUUGUAAAUGUUGCUUGUGCAAAUGGUAAUUUAUGUAUUUAUUUCCUUUCAAUACAUACUCACAUAGUUCCUGACAUGGGAAGUAUUAAAUGUGUUUAAGCAGUAUACAUUUCUCUGAAGUAUCAUUUAAAUUAUGAUAUUAUUUCUUUUAGCCAUUGCAUAAGCUUCUUGAAAGUACUGUGAAGUAAAUCUUAUUGUACUGGAUGUUUUUGACAAAGUUCCACCAGUUUAGUCAUACUUGAGAAUAAAUACUCAGUGAUAAUAGUCACCUACUUCAACACAACUUUUGAAUGCUGUAUUUUUUUGUAUUGUUUCUUUAUUUUGCUACUUCUUUUACUGCCAUGAUUCAUCGAGAUUGCAAUAAAACUUAUGUGUAUAAAGUUUGACGAUAUCUUAUACAGUCUGUCAUGGUUGAUUUUUCCCCUCUUCAUAUGGCCUUUCAAAACUUUGAUAUCCAGGUAUUCCAGUCAAUGCAAACUAUUAGUUUCAAAAUUUACCUACCAUGUUAACACUGUAUGUUAACAUUUAAACUGUGUUGCUCUAUUUCCAAAAUGCAGUGCUUCUCAUGCCUCUUAAACUUUCACAAGGUGGCCAAAAAAAAAAAAAUGAGGAAAAUUAUAGCAGCCGCUUUUAUUUAGAAUGUUAAUCGUUGGAGAAGAGCAUUUGUUAGAGGGUGGUUUUUUAAGCACAGGACUUUUAUUUCCAUGAACAUGCUCUUGCUCUGUCCUCACAGGGUUGAUAUAGCCAGAGAGUUUGAUUUGAUUUAUUGAAUUUCCCUUGGAAGAAUCACUCUUGAGUGUUACGUUCAUUUUCUACUAAUAAAGUUUCCAUUUUCUCUUCACUCAUUAACACUGAUUCUGCAGAUAGACAGGAGUCUUUUUCAUGAAACCUCAAGGCUUUGUUGUGCUUUACAGACUCUUACUUUCCCUAGGAAUUUGAUUGAAACCUUUAAAUUAUACAAACUACUGGGGCUUAGGGCUGAAUCAAUUUCUGGAAGUUAGUUAUGUCCUGUAGCUUGUAGAAGUCUCUCCCUCUUUACAAGUUGAGAAAGUCUAUGUUUCAGAGGCAAGUUUUCUGUCAUGUCUUCCAGAUAAGACUUUGUUCUUCUUAAAAAUUAAUCAAUAAAAUUUCUUGUGUCUGAA